This is a messenger RNA of Trichoderma asperellum CBS 433.97, 3270 nucleotides long. RefSeq lists its product as uncharacterized. Gene Ontology annotation, biological process: regulation of GTPase activity. The record is from RefSeq and is a predicted model, not a curated record. Lineage: Eukaryota; Fungi; Ascomycota; Sordariomycetes; Hypocreales; Hypocreaceae.
AUGGAUGCCUCUAUGCUAGGGCCCAGAGGCUCUGGCUCCUCCGCUACCGAGUUUCGACACAGAGUUAGCAGCGUCUCGUCUGGGUCGCAGCCCACCGUCGACGAUCAGAAAACGUUGACGCCAAGUUCCGACCCUGCCAACUACUCGACGAUACCGGCCGUCAGAGUACCUGAAAUCACAACGCCAACGUCCAAGGACAAGAGUAGCAAGUCAUCUCACCACCACCACAAUAGGCGACUUUUAAAACGGCAGCCCUCUCGCCCGACCUCGCCAUUGGUCGCUCCUGCGCCUUCUAUCGAUUCCCUCCCGUACCCUAUCCCGACCGACGAUGCGAAUCGCUUGGUGGUGCUGAUGAAGGCUCUGGGUGGGCGGAUGCGUGGUGAGCUCGAAUACCAGGGCGAGUACCGGGGAACCUGGCACACAGGAAUGGCAUAUAUCGACGUAGAGAAAGGCACCCUCAUGUUUGGAUUAGGUCACACUGGCCAAAAUGCGUCGUUCCAUAUACCUCUUGUCUCGGACUUGCGAGGUUGCAAAGUUCACGUCACUGGCUACCCCGAUGCAGAAAGAGAAUGCCUGGAGAUUGUCCCCAGCGAACCUGGAUUGGAACUCUUGAUCAGGCCCAUCAUGUCGGAGGAGCUGGAGCUGUGGCUCGCGGCGCUCUUGUGCUGGCAGCAGCUCACACCUCUCAACCUCAAAGUGCCCAACGGAAAACCAGCCAGCCCCGCCGGGCCUAUUCGCCCUGAAAUGAGACAGCGUGCCAGGUCAGGCGAUACUACAAAGGCCACAAACAUCAUCAAAGUAGGCAAGUUCAUGCUUUGGGACAAGGGUCCAGCAAGGUCAGCCCGUGCGGUCGUCCAACGGUCGUCAACGCGCGAUCACAUGCAUCCAUCCAUGUUUUGGAGAAGAGUUUCUUGCGUUUUACAAGAUAAUGGCGAGUUUAGGCUCCUUAUGGAGAACGAUGUUUCAGUCUUAUCCAUUAUUGAACUAUCUCAGCUUUCUCGGUGUGCCAUCCAGGGCCUCGACCGUUCCGUUCUAGAAGAAGAUUAUUGCAUUGCCAUUUUUCCCAUUUACGCCUCUACCGCAACACACAUAUCCGUCUACCGACCCGUCUAUCUAGCUGUGGAUAGCCGUAUCGACUUUGAGGUUUGGUUUGCGCUGCUUCGAACUUUUGCCGUCCCCGACAUCUUCGCCCUAGAUGACCCGCAAACAGAUGAGAUUCAAGAUGUGGUUGAUAUCGAAAAAGAUCUUCCGGGGGAAGUUUUCCGUAUGGAAAAAAUUAUUAGGGUCAGAGUUGUAGAGGCCAAGAUCAAAGCCAAUCCAGUUGGGGUAGAGUGGUUCUCGCCGGAGAAAUGUGGCAGAAUGGGUCCAGAUCCUUUGGUCGGCAGCUACCUUGCGGAAGUGAUUUUGGAUGGCGAGGUCAGAGCCAGGACGACGACCAAAAAGGAUACGAAAAACCCAUUCUGGAGAGAGGACUGCGAGUUUAACGAUUUACCCGCGGUGGUGCAAGAUCUUUCUGUUGUGCUAAAACGAGUUGAUUGCGGCUCUGACGGGUACUCAAAAUCGAUAUCCGUCCAGGAGAUUAUAUGCGGCAGUGUAAGAAUCGCCCUGGACGACGUAGAGAGAGGCCAGGGGCAGGAAAGCUGGCAGCCGAUUCUGGAUGAUAGGCAGCAGAAUAUUGGGUCGAUGCUAAUCAAGGUCUUCCACGAAGAGCAUGUCGCCUUGCUGUCGAAAGAAUACGAGCCGCUGUCUGAAAUUUUGCAUCGAUUCCCUUCAGGUCUAACUACUCUCAUCUCUGCCUCUCUCCCAGGCCAACUGCGCCCACUUUCAGAGCUGUUCCUCAACAUCUUCCAAGCCUCCGGCUCCGCAAGCGAUUGGUUGAUGGCCUUGGUCGAAGACGAAAUCGAUGGGAUAGGAAACCAGACGUCUAUCAAGAAAUACCGAUUUAGUAAUAGACUCAAAUCUAGCGAAUCCAUGGAGUCUUCAAACGAGCGAGAGUUGAUGGUUCGCGAUAUCCACAGGACGUUGGCAGGAGAGGCUAACCUUUUGUUCCGAGGUAACUCGCUGCUAACACAAUCUCUCGAAUUUCAUAUGCGCCGCUUGGGCAAGGAGUACCUGGAAGAAAUUCUGCAGGAUAAAAUCAAUGAGAUCAACGAAUUGAACCCUGAUUGCGAAGUAGAUCCAAGCAAGCUGAUGCAAACCGGAGGAGACUUGGAUCAACACUGGGGCCGUCUUAUUCACCUCACAACAGAAAUAUGGCUGUGCAUCGCAGAUUCGGCGGAAAGAUUACCGGCAGAGCUGAGGCAUGUUCUGAAGUACAUUCGCGCUGUAGCAGAUGACCGCUAUGGAGACUUUCUCCGCACCGUCAGCUACACUUCCAUAUCGGGCUUCCUCUUCUUGCGAUUCAUAUGCCCUGCCAUCCUCUCCCCAAAACUAUUUGGGCUAUUACGGGAUCACCCCAGACCGCAAGCACAGCGUACCUUGACACUCAUUGCAAAAGCAUUACAAAAGUUAUCAAACUUGUCGACGUUUGGAAAGCGAGAAGAGUGGAUGGAGCCGAUGAAUCGCUUCUUGACCCAACAGCGGCCAACCUUCCGAGGCUUUAUCGACCAGGUCUGUGGUAUUCCGGCUGAUCGAGGCGGCAGGACCUUACCUCCCAGCUAUAUCACGCCUGUCACCAUACUGAAUCGACUAGGGCCUACAGCGAAGGAAGGAUUCCCUAGCUUGCCAUACUUGAUUGACCAAGCUCGAGCCUUUGCGAGUCUCGUCAAACUGUGGGUAGAUUCACGGCCUAUCGAUGUCAAACAGGCGCAAGUCGAUGGAGAGCUGUUGAUAUUCAACGAUCUAUGCUUUGGGCUGCAAAAACGCGCCGAUGCCUGUCUUGCCAAGGUGGUUGAUUUCCGAAACAAGGAGAUACCGUCGUACAUGUCCCCCGAACAGCUGGCCGAGAUCCUGGAACAGGUCAACUUUACUGGGCCAUACCACCCGUAUUAUGUGGGAAGCCCAACCUCUAAGCCCAGUAGCUACGAGCAACCUCCUGGAAGCUCCAGCAGCGACGGAGGCGACUCAAGCUCGAAAAGACGCAGCAAGGAAAUGAAGCGUGGAAGGGAUGACGCAGACACGAAAAAAGGCAACAGUCCCCGAAAUUCGAGCGGUUCAGCCAGCGGAAAUCCGAAGCAGAAGAAUGGAAAAGUCGGCAGGACUCUUUUGAGUGGCCUCAUGAAGAUUGGCGGUGGAAGAUCCGAGAGUCCAGACACAAAAGGGCAACGAUAA